This is a messenger RNA of Aspergillus wentii DTO 134E9, 1335 nucleotides long. Its product is annotated as glycoside hydrolase family 15 protein. Gene Ontology annotation, biological process: polysaccharide metabolic process. Bases 1 to 1335 code for a protein of 444 amino acids. The transcript has 3 exons. Lineage: Eukaryota; Fungi; Ascomycota; Eurotiomycetes; Eurotiales; Aspergillaceae. Gene Ontology annotation, molecular function: glucan 1,4-alpha-glucosidase activity. Gene Ontology annotation, cellular component: fungal-type vacuole. The record is from RefSeq and is a predicted model, not a curated record.
AUGUUAUUCAAUGCCCUCCUUCUCAACGCCCUCGCCAGCGUGGUAGUGGCUUCUCCGGCUUCAAUCCACAGACGACAGGAUCUCGAGACAUUCAUCGAGAAUGAACGAUCUGUUGCCCAGCAAGGCAUCCUCAACAACAUCGGCCCCGAUGGCAAGCUUGUCAAGGGUGCUGCAGCAGGAAUUGUCGUGGCAUCUCCUUCCAAGGUCGAUCCGAACUACUUCUAUACGUGGACCCGUGAUGCUGCCCUGACCAUGCUGGACCUGAUCCACGACUUCAUCAACGGCGAUUCCCCCCUAGAGCCUCUCAUCCAGCAGUACAUCACCGCGCAGGCCAAACUGCAGCCUGUGGCCAAUCCCGCCGGCAACCUCACGACCGGCGCUAGUCUGGGGGAGGCCAAAUUCGAGGUCAAUGGCACUGCCUUUACCGGUCCUUGGGGUCGUCCUCAGCGCGAUACUGGCUUCGAUCUGUGGGAAGAAGUCAAUGCAACCUCCUUCUUCACCACUGCUGCCCAGCACAAAUCGCUCGUCCAGGGAGAUGCCUUUGCCACUGCGCUGGGCGAGUCCUGCGACAGUUGCACCGUUGCUCCUGAGAUCCUCUGCCAUCUCCAGGACUACUGGAAUGGCACCGCCAUCGUGUCCAACACUCCCACCGGCGGUCGCAGUGGCCUCGACAUCAACUCUGUCCUGACCUCUCUGCAGAUCUUUGAUCCAGCUGCUGCAUGUGACGAUGUGACCUUCCAGCCUUGCUCAUCGCGUGCUCUGUCCAACCACAAGGUGCUCGUUGACUCGUUCCGGUCCAUCUACGGCGUCAACAACGGCACUUCAUCCGGUGCUGUCGCUGUUGGUCGCUACCCUGAGGAUGUCUACAAGGGAGGAAACCCGUGGUAUCUCUCCAUCCUCGCAUCUGCGGAACAGCUCUACGACGCUCUCUACCAGUGGACGCAACAGGGCAGCCUAAACGUGACAUCGACUUCCCUCCCCUUCUUCAAGGAUCUCGUCUCCAACGUGACAGUUGGCGUGUAUCCUGCUUCCUCGCCGGCAUACAUCACCCUCACCAAGGCUGUCAAGAAAUACGCCGAUGGUUUCAUCGCAGUCGUCCAGAAGUACACCCCGACCGAUGGUUCUCUCGCUGAGGAAUUCGACCGUAACACUGGUGCCCCUGCGUCGGCUGUCCACCUCACCUGGUCUUAUGCUUCGUUUGUUACUGCUGCGUCUAGAAGAGAUGGAAGCGUUCCUCCUUCUUGGGGAGCUUCUGCUGCGAAGAGCAUUCCCGGUCAGUGCAGUGCUGAGACUGUGACUGGUACUUAUCCUACUCCAUCCACGCCUUGGUGGUAG